AUGGACUUUUGGUCUCGUCUCAUCGGCGGCUCGCGCGCGCUAUCCAAGACCUCGCGGGCCACAUCGCCCACGGAACGACUCACGGUGUUUAAACGCGCCUGCAACGCUCUCCAGCAAAUAUGGCGCUCUACCAAUACCCCCUCCGCCGAGCAGUCAACCGGGCACGCGCGUUCCUACAUUGAGCGCCUCAACUCCAUCCUCAACGACGAGUCCCGCGGACCAGCACCACACCCCUGUGUGGCCUACGCUGCUUCUUCUCAGAUGUUUGUAACGGUUACAAAGCUUGCAUUAUCAUACUACGACGAUGGGGUGUUACGGUCCGCCACUGUCUUCUUCAACACCCUCAUCGACGCCGAGGUGGACGGGGUCGUGGAUAACCGGUUAUUCGCUCGCGCGUUAGUGGACCUGGUCCGACGCGCUGAUAAGACAUCGGAAGAAAUAGAGGGAAGACUAGUCGAGCUGCUGUUUGGCAUUGCCAACAAUAUCCGCCUGCAACCCGCUAUCUUACCUGCAUGGUUUGUGCCACGGGCGACUCCUAUCGGUCUGGACGGGGAGUCGACGGCUCCGACGGAAUUUGCUGGUGCCACUCGCAAGGAUGAGUUCCCGUUGUUCUACCUGCUGGUCGACUACGUUCAUAAUGAUGGUCGCGCGGGUGACUUCGCGCGUACAGGCCUGUUAUAUCUCAUCGAGACGGCGUCGCGCUCCAAGAACCUGGAAAAGUGGUUGAUCGAGAGUGAUCUGGCCACACUGAUGGCGACCGGACUAGGUGCACUGUAUAGUCAAUUGGGGAGCUUGGAAUAUGCGUCCACCGACGUUAACGUCCCACGCAUCAUUGCGCUAUCUGACCAUGCGAAAGAGGCUACGGCUUUGCAGCCCGCACUCGGCGAAACCAUGGAUGCGUUCAUGUCUUAUCUGCUAUUUUGGCAGGACACCAUCGACCACUGCAAAUCCGCCGAGGUCAACGAUACCCUCCUGGACCAUUUCCAGGUGCUAUUCCUCGAACAACUCUUAUAUCCAUCCUUAUUGGAAUCGUCUGAUGUCGCAGGUGGUUCGACAGCGGCCGUGCUGACCUACAUGUGCCGGAUCUUGGAUUCGAUCGAUCAGGGCGAAUUAGUCCACCGGAUUCUACAUUUCCUACUCGCUUCCUCUCCGCCACCCGAGGAACAGAUGGAUAUGUCGGCAAGUCGGCGGAAGUCCCUCAAUGUUCUAGCCGCAUUAGCUUCCGAAGCCGCUCAACCGUCUCCUUCACUCUUUAAUCUACGAGACCUCGUGCUAUUGGGUCUUCAAUCCUCUAACCGCCAGACGGUUCUGGCCACUCUCCGACUGCUGAACGUUGUCCUGCAGCGACAUCACCCGUUCUCUCGGGCGUUGAUCCACACUGUACCUAGCCAACCCACACAGCAGAGGUCCGUCGGUGCAUUCAAUGCGGAGCUCGAACAGCUUCUGACUCUCGGCACAUCCAUUUUCGACGACCCAAGUUUGAACGAGUCCUUUCAAGACUAUGUUGCGGAUGCCACCUGGACACUCGAAUCCCGCCUGUGUAUUCCUGUGUCUGCUGCAGACGAGGCCGAAGAUGCGAUUCCCUUGCCGCUGCAGCUCCAGCAGGACGAUCCGAUUGUCCAGGGACUUCUCAAAUGCGUCGAGUCAUUCUUCACCAACAGCGUGAUCGUCAACCUCGCAUUGACCGGAGUCCUGAUGAGUCUGGCCUCAUCGCAUCUGUUCUCCUUGGACGGCUGGGUAUUAGUCGACCCUGCCAGCUAUGAGAUGGCUGAAGAAUCAAACGAGCUCGACCCCAUUCACCGCGCAUAUCAGAUCCCAUCAUGGCCCGCAACCGCCAAACCGACCCUGACCGCAGCCCUUGAACGACUCGUAGACCAGGUUCGCCAAUGGCAGCAGGAUCUGCCCGAUUUCAAUGUCCUGGUUGCUGCCCGACGCGAUUUGCUUCAUCUGGGGGAUCGGCCAGAAACGCCCUCCCGUUCGCAAGAGCCGUCCGAACCGGUCCCGGACCGCUCCCGCCCCUCAUUCCCCGGAUCCCCCGAUGCCUCUGCCCCUGCAUCCCGCGGCCGAUCUCCGAACCCUAUCAGUUCCCCUGCCGUGGCUUCCCUGAGAGGCGAGUCCUCGCGACCGGCUCAGUCACGGGGAUCAUCAGCCUCGCGAGCAGCGACUGCAGAGUCCCUGCGCCAACGACUAGCGACUCCAUUCCCGGCCCCCGAGGCAUCAGACGGGGAACGUGCCGAUCCCGAAAAUGCCCCGGUCACGCUAGGCCACGUGCUGACGAAUGUGGUGAUCCUAUACGAGUUUCUCCUGGAGUUAUCGGCAGUGGUGCAAGCCCGGGGGAGUCUGUUUGAGGAGGCCGGGUAUAUAUAG
Penicillium atrosanguineum is the source of this 2367-nucleotide messenger RNA. RefSeq lists its product as uncharacterized. NCBI's taxonomy places the organism in Eukaryota, Fungi, Ascomycota, Eurotiomycetes, Eurotiales, Aspergillaceae. The transcript has 5 exons. The coding region runs from base 1 to 2367 and encodes 788 amino acids. The record is from RefSeq and is a predicted model, not a curated record.